AUGAAGUUAUCUUUUAUUUCUCUUUUCUCCCUUGCACUCCUUGCAUCUGCCGACCGUUCCGACUUCAGUCUGGUUGGGUUCGCCAAGGACAAUCCAGUUGGACCAACGACUGGUGGUGCCGGCAAAGGUAGCCAGACUAUCACAGUGACCUCUCCCGCAGCACUUGUGUCAGCUGUCGCCGGCGACCUACCAAGGAUUGUCUACGCGAAAGGAAAAUUCAACCUGACUUCCCGUCUACGGGUUGGGAACAACAUCUCUUUACUUGGCCAUGGUCACGGAGCCGAGAUCACUGGAGCCGGCAUCACAAUCUCAAAUGCCACGAAUGUAAUCAUCCGCAACUUUAUCAUCAAACAAAUCGUAGGUGACGACAGCAUUACGAUUCGAAACAGCACACGUGUGUGGGUUGAUCACAAUGAGUUUACAUCUGGCAAUUUCCCUGCAGCUGGCCCUGACUAUACAGACGGCCAGGUUGAUAUCAUCCGUGCAAGCGACUGGAUCACCGUCUCUUGGAAUUAUCUCCACGAUCACUGGAAGAGCUCCCUUGUUGGCAAUAGCGAUGCGUUGAGAGACGUUGAUCUAGGCCAUCUACAUGUGACGUACCAUCACAACUACUGGAAGAACGAAGGUACCCGAGGUCCAGCUGCACGUUUUGGUCAUCAACACAUCUACAACAACCUAUACGAGGAUUUCCUCUAUCAAGCCAUUCAUAGCCGAAGCGACAACCAGAUGCUUGUUGAGGGCAACGUCUUCCGCGGUAACACAAAGACGGCUCUGACCACGUACGGCUUGGUCAUUCCGGAGGAUUCUCCCAACACCAGCCCGGAUGGCGAUUACGAAUUGGAUGGAUUUGCAAAUCUUGGUGCUAAGAAUGACUGGGGUCAAGCGGAUGUUAACAUCACUCAAGUUGGUAACUUUACGCGAGCACCAUACCAGUACAAGCUCACGAAACUUAACGAGGUGUCGAAGGUCGUAAAAGCUGGUGUGGGUGCUGGCAAGAUUUAA
This is a messenger RNA of Dothidotthia symphoricarpi CBS 119687, 1002 nucleotides long. Its product is annotated as polysaccharide lyase family 1 protein. Gene Ontology annotation, molecular function: pectate lyase activity. Bases 1 to 1002 code for a protein of 333 amino acids. The transcript is spliced from 2 exons. NCBI's taxonomy places the organism in Eukaryota, Fungi, Ascomycota, Dothideomycetes, Pleosporales, Dothidotthiaceae. The record is from RefSeq and is a predicted model, not a curated record.